Drosophila virilis is the source of this 6241-nucleotide messenger RNA. RefSeq names its product centrosomal protein 164 (gene Cep164). Gene Ontology annotation, molecular function: protein binding. Lineage: Eukaryota; Metazoa; Arthropoda; Insecta; Diptera; Drosophilidae. The record is from RefSeq and is a predicted model, not a curated record.
UAAGCUUCACUGGCUUCGCUUCAAGUGUAGGGGACGACGGCCUUAACAUUGGCGGCUUUCCUAUAGAGAAGACGGCUUCAACUGGGAAUGAAAUGACAGCAGGAGGAGGCGGCGGGUUCAAUAAAGGAAAGGCAACAUUUCCAAUAUUGAAGGAGACGGUGCAACGGUUUUUGCGGAGGAUGAAAAUUGGGAUGAGUUUAUAAAAAAUUCGUCUUUUGCCCACUGACAGAUGACAGAUAUAAUCAUGCGCUUGAAUUUACAGGUCACAUUCGAUUUUCGCCCUAAGCUCUAAAUUCGCUGCGACUGCUGCCGGCUAAGCACACACACACACACAGACACAGGAUGCUGCUCAAUACUUACGCAACGCUGGCGACAUCUGACGGCGUAAUUAGCCAACACUAAUCGUGUAGCUGCUCGCUUUUGCAUUCAAACAACAACAAGAACUAACGGCAACUAAGGGCAGCAGGCAUAGAGAUAAGAAGAAGCAUGGCCAACAACAGCAAUUCGUCGGCAACCGCAUCGCUGGCCACAACGCCGGCGACGACGCCAACAGCGCUGACAACGGCGGCGACAACAGCCAAACGUCUGGGCUAUACGGCUCCCGCGGCCACCGCGUCGGUCAUCUGCGAGGAGGUCUUCGAUGAGGCAUGUUUGCCAUCUUCCGAGGAGAUAAACGAUUAUGCGUCUCUGAUUGGCAUCGAGCCGAGCAAGGAGCCGCAUCUGUUGUAUCUGGCCAAGGAGGGGCUUAUGGCCGCAUUGCCCCCGGAGUGGAAGAUCUGCUAUUCGGAGGAGAAGAGCGGACAUUAUUAUUACAAUACGCGGACCAAGCAAUCGCAGUGGGAUCAUCCGUUGGACGCCGUCUAUCGUGAGCUGGUCGAGCAGACGCGCCAGAAGCUGCUGCUGCUGGGCACGGGGGCGGCUGCUGGUGCUGCCACGCCCAUUAUAGAUAAUUCGGACGAUGUGUCGCAGCUGGACUCGGGCAUACGCAGCAUGCAAGGCACCGACGAGUUGCUGGACGACAUGAGUUCGCCCUUAAACAACGUCGCCAGCCAACAACCAGGACCGGGAGCUGGAGCUGGAGCUGGAGCUGGGAGCAGCAAGCCGCAUGCAAGCGCGUCCGCCGCUUUUCCGGGUCCCAGCGGAUUUAGUGGCGGCGUCAGCCGCUUUCUGGAGACGCGCGGCAAGAGCUUCGGGCCGAUCUUUCAGCCGGUGAAGAACACGCGCUUCGAAGUGGCCAAAACGAAUACACAGAUCAGCUUGGCCAUGAAAUUUGCACCAGCUGCCGCCGAGUCGCAGCCCAAGAGCGGAUUUCAGCUAUCGGGCAACGGCGCCAUGUUCCUCAAGUCGCGACGCCAGCUGGAGCCAACAGAGCCGGCGUCGGGCAAUGCGUAUGGCGUCAAGGGCAUAUUGCGGGACACGAGCUUGACGGACAUGCGACGUCGCUACGAACGGGACGAGGAUGCCACGACGAUGGCGACGACGACGACGACGGCGACGGAGGAUAAGAAGAGCGUGCGAUUUAAUCUGGUGGAGACGCAGCGCAUUUGCAGUUCACCCGUCGUGGAGGAGGAGAAUGCGCGCAAGCCAAGCCAAUCGCCUGAGGUGUCCGACGAGGAGGCCGCCGGGCUGGAGGAGCAUGAGCAGCAGCGCGUGGGGGAGGAGGAGGAGGAGGUGGAGGAGGAGGAAGAGGAAGAGGAUGAGGAGGAUGUGGCAGUAGAGCAUGCCGACGAGGAGGAUGAGGAGGAAGACGAGGACGACGACGACGACGAUGUCUGGGACGAGGAUGUGGCCGAUCCGGACGCCAUGGUGGGCAUGUGCAGCCUGAAUCCCUUCAUCAGUGACUCGCCAAAAGGCAUACGGAUUAUCAGCCUGCCCAAGUCGCAGACCAUACAAAUGCUAAAGGCACAGGAGGAGUCCUCCGGCGUUAAGGCGGAGACGAGCAGCUAUCUGGACAAGCUGAAGGAGUGCGCCGGCGGGGCGACCGUGAAGCCUCUGUACGAGGACACCGACUCGGACUCGAAGGGCAGCUCGGUGCGCAGUUUCAUUGUGAACAAAUCGGAGCAGGACAAUCCCUUCGAGCUGGAGCAGCUGCAGCGCAAAUCGUUGGCCACCAGCGAAAAGCUCGGCAUGCGCAGCCUCAAAAUGGCCAGCAAGCUGGUCGGGCUGCUCAAGAGCAAGGAGCAGCAGCAGCAGCAGCAGCAGCAUCAUGGAUCCGGCGAGCUGCUCGGCGAGGAGGACAUGGAGGCCAUCAAGCGGGAGCAUGAGGCGCGCCUGAAGAGCCUGCGCCACGACUACGACCUGCGGCUGAGCGCGCAUCAGCAGCAGCUGGAGGAGGCAUUCCAGCUGCAGCUGGAGGAGUAUCGCGGACAGCUGGAGCAGCAGCUGCAAUCGAAGCGCGCCCAGGUAGUGCACGAGCACAAACAGCGCAUGGCCACGCUGCAAUCGAAUCAUGCCGAGCUGCUGCACGAGCUGGAGCGCGAUCUGCGCUCCGAACAGGAGCUGCUGCGACGCGAGCACGCCGCCAAGCUGGGCCAGAUGCGCGACAAGCUCAGCCACGAGCUGGAGCUGGAGAAGCAGCGACUGCGCGACAAUGGCGAGGAGCGUCUCUACGAGAAGGUGCGCUGCGAGAAGCGACUGCUCGAGGACAAGUAUCGCUGCCUCAAGGAGAAGUAUGUGCGGCUCAAGACCGAUGUGAAGCUCUCGCUAGAGCGGCGCAGUCGACGUCGCGAGGCGCAGGCGCUGCAGCAGCAGCUGGAGCAGGGCCAGGGUCAGGGCCAGACGCAAACGACAACCAACUCGGAGACGGAGCGCUCGCUCUCGCAGAAGCCCUCGAUUGGCAACAGCGAGAACCGUUCGCUCAGCUACUCGGAGCAGGCCGGCGCUGGAGCUAUUGGUGGCUCUGGCGGCGUCAAGCUGAAGCCGCCUGUGCCGCCCAAGACGCACCUGAGCAAGCCGUCGGGCAUUGCCAGCAAGUACAUUAAGCAGCUGCAGCUGCAGGAGGACACAAACACCUCGCUCAGCCAGUCGGACACGACCAUAUCGAACAACUACGGCAAGGGACGCUAUUUGGCGCCGGCUCCUAACACCGCCAGCACCGUGCUGCUCAGCGACAAUGGCAACUCCGACUCGGAGGCACAGCACGAGACCAACAAUAAUAACAAUAAUAACAACAACAAGUUGGCAGCGCCGCGCAAGAAACUCUUCUCACGCACGAAAUCCGCUUCGACAUCGCGUCUCAAUUCGGAGAACUUCAAGCAGCUGGAACAGCGUCCGUGUACGCCCGUCGAGAAUCUGCGGCAUCAGCUGCAAAAGCUGGAGGAUCUGGAGGAUCAGUUGCCGGAGCAUACGCUGGACACCACCUAUCAUUUGCGCUAUCCGUUCACGGACAUUGCCGGCGAGCAUGCCCAGCUGGUUGGCACCGUGGUCGGCUCCGAGCUGGAGUUCUUCAAGCAUCGCAUCCAUUUGGAGCGCGACUCGGUGCGUCGGGCCAAGGAAUCGCUGCGCACGCAACGCACCAAUUUCCGGGCACGUCAGCGUGAGAUUAAGCAGCGCCACAAGAGUUUGGCGCUGGCCGCGACGCGACACUCGCUGGAUCAGCUCAUCCAGGAGGAGAAGGAGCUGACCGAAAUGGAGGUGAAUCUGCAUCGGACGCGUGCGCUGCUCGGCGAGAAGGUCAUCCGUUUGCGUCAUCUCGAGCAGAGUCUGCUGCGCAUCUACGAGAAGGAGAAGCAGCCCAGUGUCGAGCCGGAGCCCAAGGAUGAGGCGGCCACGCUCAGCGAUCUGUCCUCGCACUCCAGCUCCGGCUUCAGCAGCACGGACUUCGCCAGCGGCGCUGCCGCCGAUCUGCACAAGCGCAAGGAGUACUUCCAGCAGGAGUCCAACGAAUGCAUACAGAAUCUCGAGAUACUCAAUGCCGAAAUACGCGAAAUCCUAGACAUACUCGGCCACAAGCAACAGCAGCAGCAGCACCUGGCCAUGGCCAUGCCGCUUAUCUCCCCGAACGAGCUCAGCUGGUCGCACAUGCUCAGCCAGCAGUCCGGCACGGGCACGGCCACGGGCACGGCAACGGCCAGCGCCGGAUCGAAUCCGAGCGUGCAUGCACCGCAAUCGAUACCGACGCUGGCGGAUCGACUGGAGACGUAUCGCCAGCUGGCCGCCGGACGCAUGCACAGCUCGAUGGGCGGCGCCAUCUUGGCGGCCAAUACGAUUGUCUCGCAGAGUCCGCGCGCCGUCAACUAUACGACCAGCCUGGUGGAGCGGACGCGCGACUUGCGCAAUUGGCUGCGUCAAGCCAAGACCGAGCAUGAGCUGCUCACCGGCAUCGGUGUCCAGCAUGGCCUGACCCUGCCGCCCUCAGUGCCCGGCAGCGCUGGCGCUGGGGGCGCGGCCGGGGGCGGGGGCGGAGGAGCGGCGUGCUCGACCCAAACUAAUUUGUAAGCCAAAGCAUCACUAGUCCAAGCUCUGGACAGAGUCUGGUAAUACCCUUUACAGAAAGAAAAAAAACAAAUACCCUCUAAAAAGUGCAGAGGGGUAGCUUGAUUUAGCCGAUUAUUAUGCCUUUUGUGUCUGCCUUUUACUUGAGCCUAGCAUUGUUUUUGUUUUUUGCACUGAGUUGCCACAGCUGCGCGCAUACCCUGUAAAUAUGUGCCAACCGGGCUUACAGGGUAUAUAUGCAGCUUGAUUGUUUUAGUUAUAUCUAAGUUUUAAGUGUUUUUGACAACUUGUUUUAAGCUAGCGUAAACCACAAGCUAUCAUAAAAAAAAAAAACGAGUAUAUAUAUAUACCCUAAAAUUUUCUGCAUAUAAGGUAUGUUCACAGUUGGGCCAACCAACUAGAGAAAUCAUAGUCGAAUGGCAAAGGGCUGAGUACAUUAACUGAGUACAUUAACUGCAAGUUAAUCUGACUGUCAAAGUUAUUUAGCAGCUUACACUGAAAGAAAUAUAAUCAAACUUACAAGAGAUAUUCCAAAAAAAAUAUAUAUAUAUAUAUAUCUAUAAAGCAACAUAAAUGAAGACAAAAUAGAAGAUAAAAUAAAAACGAAUAACGUCGGCGCGCCAAAGUUAAAAUACCCUUGCAGAGCUUACCAGGGAGUAUUUCCAUAUUAAAAAAAAAGCGAUUUUCCUUUCGAUUCAUUGUUUAUUAUAUGAUAAAGUGGUCCGCUGUUAAAAAGAUUUUGUGGGGAUCUUAAAAGCAAACUACAUUUAAAUAAAAUAAUAAAAUAAAGUUCUUCACUCCAAUUUUGACCCAUUUACCCCAUAGUAAUUCUAUGAUAUAGAUGUCCGAUUUGAGUCUGAAAUUUGACUACAACUUUUAAAGGCCAAAGUUUUCAUUCAAGAGCCAAAGCGGGAAUUAUUUGCAUACGAAAACUCUAUUUCCCGACCGAUUUCACACGUAGUUACGAUACGAUAUAUUUGUUCCGCUAUUAAGAUUUUGCGGGAAUCUUAAAAGCAUACUAAAGUAAAGUUUUUCAGUCCAAUUUUAGCCUAUUUAGCCUAUAGUAACUAUAUAAAAUAGUUGUCUGACUUUACUCUGACCAUAACAUUUAAAUGCCAAGAGGAUAAACUAAAAAGUUUUUCAGUCCAUUCCGAUUUCUAGCUGAACCAGAUAAUAUAUAUAUAUAUAUAUAUACCAUAACGGUCAACGCCUGCAAGCGUGUCAAAUCUAGAUAGUUUUGUGUACUCUUAUAUUUUAUAUAAAUAUAUAAAUAAUUAUUUUGAUAUGAUUUCUGAAUCUGACUAAAAACUUAAAAUGCACAACUAAAUACUUUAUAUAGCAACUUGAAGAACUAUCAAAAAACUAUGUGUUAUAUAUAAUUAACAAAAAAAAAAAAAUUAAAUACCAAAGACAUCAAAAUAAUACUAAAUACGUAAGCAAAGACGAACUUAAGCCGAAUAAGAACUUACUCUACUCUUUUUUCGAUGAAACAAAUUUCUAGAAAAGUAGCUCCUACAAAAACAUAAAAUACUUAAAGUAAAAUAUACCGAAAAUUUAGCUAAAUAAUUAAAAUCAAAUAAUGCUCGAGGCAAACUAGCUUUACAGAUCUUAACUAGUUUUAUAAUUCAUACAAUUAUCUGCAAAUUUCAUUUUUGGUAUUUUUGGUAUAUUUGUUGGUAUGUUUUCGGUAUUUUUGGUAUUUAACAUAUCAGUAAAAAUUUUUGCAACAAAUGAUCUUUAAAGUUCGUUUGUCUCGAGCAUGUCAACAAAUUGUACCAGAGUUGAAACAAAAACAUAAGAAGAAAAA